AUUGUAGAAACUCCUUUAUAAUAACAAACAAGACAAGUAAUAAUUCAAAUUUUAUUUGGUCCAUGUUAAAUCAAUUCUUAUACUACUGUUAAAUCGAAGCAAUGUUUCUAUGCAAGUUUCGUAUACAUUAUAGUCAAGUUCAAGAAAAGUCUGAAAGUUGUAACUAAAUUGAAAGCAAUCUUUAAACAAUCGUCUGUUCAAAUAAAUUCUCAUUAUGGCUGAAAUCAAACAAGACACCACCAAAUCAGAAGAUUCUGAAAACUAUAGUGUUGGUAAUAGUGCAGAUCCAAAAAAUAUGCAAGAACUAACUCAAUAUGUUCAAACACUUUUACAAAAUAUGCAGGACAAAUUUCAAUCCAUGUCUGAUCAAAUUAUUGGGAGAAUUGAUGACAUGGGGAAUAAAAUAGAUGAUUUGGAAAAAAAUAUUGCUGAUCUUAUGACACAAGCUGGAGUAGAAGGAACAGAGAAAUAAAUCUUAUUUAUAUAUUGAUAAUUAAUGUAAUAUUGUUCUUGCAAACAAGAAAAUAAAAAUUUAUUUAACAAAA
Molecule: messenger RNA, 545 nt
Organism: Leptopilina heterotoma
Lineage: Eukaryota; Metazoa; Arthropoda; Insecta; Hymenoptera; Figitidae
Product: heat shock factor-binding protein 1
Exons: 3
Coding region: 215-472 (85 amino acids)
Biological process (GO): cellular heat acclimation
Cellular component (GO): cytosol; nucleus
Molecular function (GO): transcription corepressor activity
Source: RefSeq, a predicted model, not a curated record